CCAACGUUCAGUUCACUGCGAGCGCUUAUAGCGUCUGGUGCGUUGUGACAGAAGAACGAGUGCCGACCCGAAAAAGUCAUCAGCCAAACCACCACAGACCACACCAAACAAACACAACCAACUAAAGGAUAUAAUCCCAGCGAAUAAAGCGAACUCGUAUUUACAUUCAGUGCAAAAGUUGUGCGUGCAAUGAGGCGUGACUCGAAUGUGGCACGAUUUUAAUUAAAUCGCCAGUUAUUGAAAGAAUUAAAACAAAAUACAAAGUACGCAUCACAGUUGAAUUGAAUUUCGCUGAACGGGAAACCCACAGACACGUCGUGUUGCACGGUUCAGAUUCCGAAUCAGGAUCGCAUCCAGACCCACUUUCGCAUUCGCAUUCGCAUUCGUAUCCAUUUUCAUAUUCAUAUUCAUAUCCAGUGCGCGCUAAACUCCUGUCGGCUGCUCCCGCUGCACUGACUGCUGUCCUUGUCGUAUUGUUUAUGGAUUUGUUGGUUUUUGGUUCCGCGUUCCCGAGCUUCCGAGUUUUCCUCUAACACGUAGCAGUGGCGUCAACAGGUGAAUUUACUUGCUGUCUGAAAUGAAUGCGUUGGUGAUGAACUGGAUUCAUUAGCUUUCGCUUGAUGUUUAUGCAGCGUCCUUCGACAUUAAGCGCCAAUCGGAUUCAGUGAGCCAAAGGUCUCGACCUCCCGUCAGCAAAAGGGAGAGAAAAACAAUUUUAAGAUUAGUCCGGGGCUGAAGCAAAAAACGCCCGCUCCGCGCCAGGACUCCACGAAUACACAAUGCGUCUACCGCGCACCUCCCCAGCGCUCUGGUCCUUGGCCUGGCUCGCCUUGGCCACCACCGGCACUCUGGCCUACCCAAACAGUCAGCCGCACCAGCCGCUGGUCACCUAUGUGACCACCUCGACGACAUCCAGCCAGCGGAGCCAGUCCUCCAACCGGCAGCUGCAGCCGGCUUUCGUCUACGACUCACCUCCUCCGGAAGCGGAGGAGGGUUCAAACCACCCUCUGAGCACAUCCACAUCCACAUCUAAUGCCGGGAACGGGGAAACUGAGCCGUCAAAGAAAGUCAUCGGUUCCAGUGCGACCCCAUCAGUUUCAGUGGUUCUCGAUGGCAACGAACCGCAGUUUACGGAUGCCCUCGGCCACAAGGUGCCCAAGCCACAGCCGUCGUUGCAAGUGGCAAGCCCCAUCGUCCUCCUUAACCCAGACCGCUACGAGUUCUACACGUUCGACGAGCACGGCGAGCUGGUCAAGCGGCUGAUGACCAUGCAGGAGAUUCAGAGCAUCGUGGCCAACGGCGACGGCGAGGGACCGUCCAUCAUCCACCCCGCCCCGGUGGCUGAGAGCAGUCCCGACAAGAAUGUGCAGGACAUCGUGGACAGCGUGCAAAACGUACUUAACAAGGAGGUGGCCUCCACCUCGGCAAAGAACAGCUCCGGGGAGCUGCUCCCUCCCCUUCUGGAUACGCCCGACGUCUCUUCCUCCUGGUCGCUCAUUCUGCCCGCCAUUUUCGGCAACACGGGGGGCGACAUUUUCCCACAGCAGCGCCCGCAGCAGAUUGUGAUGACUCCCGAGUCGGAGCUCCUGGAGACGUCGACCAGCGCGGCGCCAACGACCACCCGUGCCACAAAGAAACCCAAGCCCGCUAAGCGUAGGCCGGGCACAAAACGCAAACCUUCCACCUCUACCAGCACCACUCAAGUGACACCGCAGGUCGUGCAGGAGGAGCUGGAUCCCAUGGAGUCGGUGUACACGGGAAUGCAGCAAUACCAGCAGGUGGCCGCCAAUAUGCCCGAGUUUGAGCUCCUCCACAUGCAGCCGAUCUACCAGAAGCAGCCGAGCACCACAGGUCGGCCGGAAACAACCACGCGGCGCGUGUUCUACAACAACCAGGAAAUUAUUCACACGCCCACCUCCUCGAGUAGUGCCCCCUCUACCACCGAAAUUGUCUUCAGCCACCAGCUGGCCAAAAAGCCGGCCAGUGUGCAGCGCAAGCCGACUCAGCCUCAUCGAGUUAAGAAGCCUAACGGUGCGGCUGCGGGCGAAACCACUUCCCAGUCUACGGGCGGAAAGCAGAAGGUCAAGAAGAAGACAAGUACCACAACGACAACGACAACAACCACACCUGCCCCACAGCCCGAAACAGAGCCACCCACUCAGGUGACGCAAGAGGAGCCUGCGCCAACGGAAAGCACGACCACAACCACCCAGGCACCACCCCCGACCACCCCGAAAAAGAAGAAGCGAAAGCCAACACGAACCCCUGGAACAGGAUCGUCCACUGGCCAAGCCAAGCCAUCGAAGCCAAAGCGAAAGCCAACGUCGAAGCCAAAGCCUCUGAUCCAGGAAGUGAGUGAAUCUGCAUCCGCUGCAUCGGCCCCAAGGCCGCAGAUUGUGAAUACUCAGAAGCCGCCCAGACCACAAAGACCUCACAAGAAGCCCAAGCCAAUAGCCACUACAGCAAGCACUACGACAACAACAACGCCAGUGCCAGAAGCGACUGCAACAACUACCACGCCUGAACCGGUGACCACCCCGCCAGAGGCACCAGUCACAGAGCCACCAGCAGAGUCCAGUCCAGUCACAACCACUCCGGAACCAGAGCCCCAAACAACAGUUCCCACAACAACGACAACGACAACAACAGAGGCUCCUAUAACAACAACCACAGAGGCUCCCACAACCACAACCCCUGCUCCCACUACAACAACCACUGCUCCCACAACAACAACCACUGCUCCCACUACAACAACCACUGAUCCCACUACUACAACUACUGCUCCCACUACAACAACCACUGCUCCUCUUAAAACUACAGCCAUACCACCUGCACUACACCAUCAGAAAUUACACAACAGGCCCAACAGCCGUCCAGCAACCCAUCAUAACAACCGAAUCCAUGCAAAGCCCGUACACAGCACCACAACUGAAUCGAGUAAGGUGGCAGGGGAACUACAAACCGAGAGCUACGGAUUGGUUAAUGUGAUUCCAGCCUCGAGCACCACCCACAAACCACUUUAUCCGCUGCCCAGCUACAAUGCUGACUCCUCUCAAGACAUCACUGCCUCGAUAGCUGAUCCUCCGCCGCACCACUCGCCUCUGAAAAAGACCCCGUUGCCGUCGCUGGCUCAGCUGCAGCAGCAGUUGCACCUCAGCUCCCCGUCGCCUGCCCCACAGCUUUCCCCCGCUCAGAUUCUCUCCAUGGACCAAAUUGUGCAGUCGCUUACCCAGGACCUCUCGGCCACAGACAAGGCGGAUGAGGAUUCCGCUGCGGGUCCCGUUAGAUACGACAGUGCGGAGAGCGCACUGGAGAUGGAAGCACUGGCCAACAAGAAAAAAGUAGCCGUCAUUGGCAGCAUCACUGCAGCAUCAACAACGACCACUACCACUGCCAAGCCCACCACAAUUUUGACAAGCAAUAAGCCACACACAUCCCACUACGGCGGAAGCACUCUGGCAACAAUGCUUUCAGAGGAGGAGGGGGAUGUCACUGACUCCACAGAAUCUUCCAUGGCCCACCAGCAGCCAGCAGACACCACGCUCAGCAGCCUCGAGGACGAUGAGGAGGAGCAAACACCCGUGGUAGUCAUCACCGCUAGACCACAAUACUUUACGGUAACAAGGAGGCCAGAACCACUUAAGCCGAUCCCGACCGAUCACAACCAGGAGGAGCCGGAGACAACCGAGCUGCCGGGAGAGACACAGUUUUUAGUCACUACUCCAAUGUCACCACUGGAAGAACUGGAAGCCACAACCGAUAAGCCAGUGGUUGAGUCCGAUCACGAGGUCAAGUUGGAGCCACUCGACGAAAUUGUACCAGAGGCUAAUGAACCAUACCCCACAAGCGGCUACAACCCACCAUUGGAAAUUGCGGAGGAGGCGGAUGCAGCGGUUGCCACCACAGAACAGACACUACGUCUUCCUGUUUCAGAGAGCAGCACAGUUGCCGACAUUGACAGUACCGAAGUAACACCCAUGAUUGCCGACCUUGUCCAGCAGCUUAACUUGGAGAUGCUUAAGCCCACGGACCAAAUAUCCAUGGCCAACUUCCAAACACAGGCGGCCACUGUGGCCUCCACUUUAGUGGAUGGCAGUAACACGCUCCUCUCUGAUGUCCCCAUAAACUCAAACGAGACCAAGGACGAGCUGGAGUUUCUCAUGUCCGAUGUUAUCCAGCAGAUCACCCAAGGCGAUCAGACCAAGCCACCGCCGAAGGCUCAACCGAUAGACGAUUCGCACCGCCUGACCAAUUUCGCCCAACUGAAUACCUCGUUCCUACUCCACCCAAGACCAGACAAAACGGAGGUGUCUGAGGAACCAGAUGAGCCCCAAGAGCCAUACAAGCUUGAGCCGCAGCUCGAGACAAAGCCGCCAACGCAUAGUACGACUACCGCAGCGCCCUUCAAGCCGGAAUUCCAGCAACCGGACGCUUUCCCAACGAGUCCCAUCCACGUAGAGACGAGCACGCACCGGAUUCCCAUUCUAUCGCUGUCCCAGAUUUAUGCGCAGCAACAGCAAGACCAGGAUGAGGAGCAGGAGGUUUUUACCAACGAACGACUCGAAGCGCAGCCAACUCAAGAGCCUAGCCGGCAGGAAAACAUCCCUGUCCUAGAGACAUCCACAGCAACCCCCUCAGUGGACACCACCGAGGCUGACACUGUUGAGGUGGCCACCACCACAGAGCGUGAGUCAGUGGAAGAGCCCAACCAGGAGACCACAUCCAGUGAGGAGAGUUCCAGCAGCAAGGAGUCAACGACCCAGUACAAUGGCAUCCCCGAAAGCAACACGCACCGCGAAAGUGAAGAGGAAAUGCCCGAGCUGUUGACAAAUGGCUACAACGAGCAGCAGCAGACGGAGACCAGUGCAAUCACAGAAAAGGAGACGGAGCCGGAGCCCGUGCUCACCACGGAAAAGUCUGCGCCGGAAGAGCCAGAGACGACCGCCCAGCCUUCUGUGGGGGAAGAGACAACAUCGGCGACUAAUGUGUACCAAGACGCACAGACAGAAGAGCAAACAUCAACGACGGAGAAGCAUGAGCAAACAGAACAGCUGCCACAGUUUUCCCAAAUCGCCGUUGUAGAGGACAGUGCCACCAAUGCCGCCCAUCUUCUGCCCCAAUAUCAGUCUCCUGCCAGCGGAGAGCGGGACGAGACUGAAGUGCCGGUCACGGAAAUACCUGGUGAUAUGUCCCUGGCUUCCUCCGACUCGGACAUGUCGCUGAGUUCCGAACAGGUGACCGAAAAACUCGAACUGAGCACGGUAAAGACGCAGGAGUUGGACGACGAGUCAUUGGAGGAAAUUUCCGACGAGCUGACAGCCACAAUUUCGGAAGAACAAGACGCCGAGGAUGCGACGGCUGUGACCAGUGCCCAGAAAAUACAACCGGACGAUGAGGAUCCCUACGUGAAGCUGGGCGAGACAACUGCGAGUGUGGUGCGUCCGCUGAACUCAAACUCCGAAGAGGCUGGUGAGGACAAGAGCGCUACUGAACCUGAUGAGGAUAACUACAAGGUGACAUUGCCUUUGGCUAGCUAUGGAAAUCCACCUGUGGAUCAGGCGGAUGAGGAAGACGAGGAGGAUCAAGUGGUUUACCAGAUGCCUAUCUCCCUGCCCAGCAGUACCACCACAAGGACAACAACUACUAAAAAGUCCACAACGGAAACUCCAACUACGACAACUCCGUCAAGCACUACAAGUGCUCCUGCAACUACAACAAAGCGCCUGAACACCUUGAAGCCCGUUUCCUACUACGUUCAGCCCUCUCUGCUGGGUGGCUACAACCAACUAGACUUCCAGCCGCCAAAGGUGCUGCCCUACAAUGCCAACAAGGCGGACCCAGCCCAACACCAACCUCAAGCUCCGUCCCACAGCCAGUUUCAGUCCACGUUGAACCAGCAGCGACCGACGCAGCGGCCCCCCUUGCUUGCCAAUCUUAUGGCCAGCUCCACGCAAUCGACCCGGCCUCCCGUUAAACUGGAUCCUAGUCCAGAGUCCUCACAGGGGCUGGAGGCCUCCACCGCACACAUGGACGAGGAUCUGCAGUCCUUCGCUCGGCUCUGCAACGAGCUAGCCUUCAGCUACUGGCGCGCCAUUACCUCGGAGAAGAUCAGCUCCGCCAGGAGUUUGGUCAUCUCCCCGUUCGCCCUUACUUCCAUGCUGUCAAUGGUAUUCCUUGGGGCGCGCGGAAGCACGUCCGGGGAGAUGAACGAGAUCCUGAAGUUGGACGACAUGGUCACCUUCAAUCCGCAUCUGAUCUUCAAGAACAUAACCAACUCAGUGGAACAGGCCACAGACAGCGACAUCGCGACCGCUGCCUUCGUGCGCGAGAUCUUCAGUGACCGGGCGAACGGAAAGAUACUGCCCUUCUUCAAGGAGAAGACCCAGCAGCUGUACGCCGGCCAUGUGGAGGAGGUGAACUUCCACGUGGUCAACGACAUCGUGCGACGCCGCACGAACCUUCUGGUUAAGCGCCACACGAUGGGAAAGGUUCUGGAGUACCUGCGCACCAACAGCGUGUGGGUGAACGGGCCCCUGGCCACCAUCUCGGCUAAUCUCUUCCAGACGGACUGCUCGCACGGCUCCACCGCGGAGCGCGAUGGGGAGAUGUUCUUCCAAGUGGCUCCCACCGUGCGUCAGCGCCGGCUGGUGCCCAUCCCGGCCGUGCUCUACCGCUCCGGCUUCACGGCGGGCUAUGAGCCGGGGCUGGACGCCACCGUGGUGGCCUUCGGGCGGGUGCAGGACACGGUGAGCACGGUCUACGUGAUGCCCGGCCACCAGAGCUCCAUUUCGCCGAUGGACAACCUGGACCGCCUGGAGCGGAGCUUGGCAGAGACGGCCUUCGGAGAGUCGCGGGCCUGGAGCCGGCUGCUAACCUCGCUGAUGGACCGGCCCGGCAUGGAGGUGCAGCUGCCGCGCUUCUCGCACCGCUCCUUCGUCAACGCCUCGCUGGGCCUGCAGAAGAUGGGGCUGCGCGGGCUCUUCAAGUCGGACUUCGCCGAUCUGCGGGGUCUGACGGGCGCCGGGAACCGCGACAUCUUCCUGUCCGACAUGAUCCAGAUCAACACGUUCAGCACCUGCGGCGAGGAGAAGAUCUCCGAGCACCACCACGUGGAAAUGUACCCGGCGCCCCCGCUGCGCAAGCGCAACAAGGACGUGGACGCCACCGAGGACGACGCCUUCGACUCGUCGGAGGCCGUCGUGGACUUUGGCUCGCUGGUGCAGGAGUCGGCCCUCGGGCGGGGCUUCUACGACGACCUGCUGGACCCCAAGUACCUCGAACUGCCCCUGCCCCUGCGUCCGCGGCAGGCUCGUGUCCCGGACGCCCCACGGCUGCGCUUCGACAAGCCCUUCCUGUACUUCGUGCGCCACAACCCCACGGGCAUGAUCCUGUUCAUGGGGCGGUUCAACCCGCGCCUGCUGCCGUGAACCGCAGGUCGUUUUCUUGUUAAACCUUGGAAUGUGACUUAGUGAAUUUAUACCGUACUCGUAAUGCUAACUGUAUCCUUAAUGAAAGCUGCUUGCUGGGCCUUAAUCCCGCGUCCCUCGUCCGCAUUGGUCCGAUACGAGAUUGAUGCUCAGCAAACGAUUGCAUUUGCCAGUGGCAGCUGCAAUUAUUCUCUGUGCGCGCAAAAACAAAAUCAAAUAUCUUAAAUGCUUAAAUGCAGUUUGCGCAAAUUUAUUUUCAAUUUUUCGGGCUUGCAUUUAAUUUGCCGCAUACCACCCGAAUGCGGCAUGGUAUAUGAAAAUGCAUUUUUUACUUCGUCGUUGCUCGCUGAAAAAUCGCCGGCUUCGCAAACAAAUGUUGAAUAAAUACGUAGGCGGCGAAUGCGAAUGCAAUCGAAAAUUAAAUGCAAAUGCAAUCAUGGGAUGCGUCAAUGUUUUGGCAACUGAACAAAUGUAAUUUAGUAAAAUAAACUUUACGAAAACGCAAACUAAAAGUUAUGUAUGCUGUAAUGUAAGCUUAAACAAAAACUCUAAAUAAAUAAAUAUAA
Messenger RNA from Drosophila rhopaloa, 7993 nucleotides. RefSeq names its product mucin-17. The record is from RefSeq and is a predicted model, not a curated record. Gene Ontology annotation, molecular function: serine-type endopeptidase inhibitor activity. The transcript has 4 exons. The coding region runs from base 780 to 7427 and encodes 2215 amino acids. NCBI's taxonomy places the organism in Eukaryota, Metazoa, Arthropoda, Insecta, Diptera, Drosophilidae.